Messenger RNA from Peronospora matthiolae, 399 nucleotides. The record is from the annotation of a GenBank genome assembly. NCBI's taxonomy places the organism in Eukaryota, Oomycota, Peronosporomycetes, Peronosporales, Peronosporaceae.
AUGGACCUCGACCUCAAGAGUAAGCGGACCCGAGUGCUGGCAAUUCCUGCAAUUGAUGAAGCCCUUGCCAAUUGGGUGCUGCAGUGUCAAGCCAAGCGCGUGAUGCUGUCUGGGGAUCUGAUUAAGGCGAGAGAGAGUCUAUUUUCCACAUUGAACGGCAUUCGAGAAGACCAGCUGCUAUUAUUUUUGAAUGGGUGGCUUCAAUCUUUUCAGGCGCGUCACGACUUUAAGCAGCUUAGCGCGUACAGUGAGAGCGGCUCCGUAAACUCAAAGAAGAUACCCGCGCAGGGCGAUGCCAUCCGGGAACAUCUGACAGGAGCCUCGCUUGCUAAACAUUUACAACGUGGACGAAACAGGACUAGUCUACUGCCUUGUGACGAUAAGACUAUCGCCCAAUAA